UUAGCGGGUUUUGGGUCCGUUAUAGCUGACCGUGUGCAGGACCCCUUUGUCCAGAGAUAGGGGACGAAGAGGCUGAAGGAGCGGUUCUAGGGGUAGUAUUCAUCGCACACCGGGCACUGGCGGCGACAGCUUUGCCCAGGUCCCCGUCCCCAUCUCCCUGCGGUCUAUGCUCGCCUAGUUGGAUGGCUGCGCACACGCACCAGGCUUAGGUAUCCAUUACUGCAGAAUUGGAUAUGGCCCUUAUGCAGGGCUGUGUGAGCUUUGAAGAUGUGGCCAUUUGCUUCUCACAUGAAGAGUGGAGACUCCUUGACAAGACUCAGAGGCUCCUGUAUCUCAGUGUUACGCUGCAGAACUUUGCACUUAUAAACUCCCUGGGUUGUGGUCAUAGAACAGAAGCUGAAGAGCAAAGAGUUUCUACACGAGCAUCCCAAGCUUGGAGAUCAGAGACAACUCCAUCUGCAACGAAAGCUCACCUCUGUGAAAAGUGUGUCCCAAUUCUUCAAGACAUUUUGCACCUGCCAGAUCUACCUGGGCAGAAACAUAGUGUAGAGGUAUCUUCAAAAUGUGAUCAGCACCAAAAACAUACUAGUACAGAAAAUCCCUUGAAGAAGAACGCGGACAAGGCCUCGUACUUGAAACGAUGCCUGUUCUAUAUGUCAGCCAAGUCCUUCCCCAGUUGGGAUGUUGAGAAGGACCUGCCAGACAUACUGAGCCUUCUGAAAUCCCACGUCUUUCCCAACAGUAAGAAGCCCAGCGAAAGCACUGAGGGUAGGAAAGAAACUCACAGUCAUAAAAGUCAUAGGCCAGGAGACUGUGGGAAGCCUUCCAGUCAAAAGCAAGCAGUCGUUCACCAGCCAAAAGCCUCUUACGGGAAAAAGCUUUAUGAGUGCAGCAAAUGUGGGAAAACAUUCCGUGGCAAGUACUCACUUGACCAGCAUCAGAGAGUCCACACUGGAGAAAGGCCUUGGGAAUGCAGUGAUUGUGGGAAGCUCUUUAGCCAAACCUCCCACCUGAAUGAUCACCGUAGGAUACACACUGGAGAAAGGCCUUAUGAGUGCAGUGAAUGCGGAAAAUUAUUUAGACAGAACUCCAGUCUUGUUGACCACCAGAAAAUUCAUACUGGAGCAAGACCUUAUGAGUGUAGCCAGUGUGGAAAAUCCUUUAGUCAAAAGGCCACACUUGUUAAACACCAGAGAGUUCACACUGGAGAAAGGCCUUACAAGUGUAGUGAGUGUGGGAAUUCCUUUAGUCAAAGUGCCAUUCUUAACCAACACCGGAGAAUUCACACUGGAGCAAAGCCGUAUGAAUGUAACGAGUGUGGGAAAUCCUUUAGCCAAAAAGCUACCCUUAUUAAACACCAGAGAGUUCACACUGGAGAAAGGCCUUACAAGUGUACCGAGUGUGGGAAGUCCUUCAGUCAAAGCUCCAUCCUUAUUCAACACCGUAGAAUCCACACAGGGGCAAGGCCCUACGAGUGUGGCCAGUGUGGAAAGUCUUUUAGCCAGAAGUCUGGUCUCAUGCAGCAUCAGGUAGUUCACACUGGAGAAAGGCCUUACGAAUGUGACACAUGUGGCAAUUCCUUUAGCCAGUGCUCUAGCCUCAUUCAUCACCAAAAGUGUCAUAGUGCGUAAGAAACCUCAUGAAAGUAGCAGAUGUGGAUAAGCCUUCAUCCCAAGGCCUAGCAUCAUUUAGCUCCUCCAAGUUCAUACUUGAGAAAAGCCUUAGACUUACAAGGAAUGCCCUCUUUUAGUAUUAUGACACUAGAGAAUCUUCUGAGGUUGAUCUUAAUUCUGCCCACACCCAGGGGUUUGAGAUUACUCAGGAGUUCAGGCAUGGCUAGGCUCGGGACCUGCUUUGCCCUGAACCGGUCUGAUUUUUAGCUGUUUAAAGCAUGGCUACAACUCAGCUUUUACCAGGACAUCUACCCUAUUGUCUGCUGAAGGUGGCUACAUUUUGCUUAUCUGCUUCUUUUCAAAAGAGUAGUUUUUAAUCAGUAUCACAUGACAGUCGGUGAAUGUUUCCAACCUUCCGAUUACCAGUUGGUCCCUGCCUUCUUCCUGUUGCUCUGCUUUGUGCAUAGAUAGAUGCCUUAUUUUGAAAGCUACCUUGAUUCGUAGAGUCCAGUUUACUAGUGGGAAGGCUGGAAAACACAGACUGAGUUUUCUAGGAAAGGAUGGACAGUUUGUGUGGAUGUCUCAACUUGGUGUACCUCUGCAGGGACAGCAAAGGAGAAAAGCAAAUUUUUAUUACUGCCCGGGAGCUGGAGGGACUUCGUUACUGUAGUUUAUGACUUGGAAACUUCCUGUGGUCAUCCCGAGGCGAGAUCUGCUGUUGCCACAAGCUCCUGAACUUGUGGGAAUGGAAUGAAUUUGCUUUAUUUUUCUCAGAAGAUGUCCUUUUAAUGCCCAUGAAACAGAGGAGAGGCAGCUCGUAAAGGUCCACAGAGAAUGUGCCCCAAUACCAGUCAGUCCACAGGCUGCUGUCACUCACUGGAUGACCAUAUCUAGACGGGAACUAUCACUGACAUACAAGCGGUGGGUAUGGAAGAGUCUGCAGACAGCCCGAUGGAAUGUGCCUCUUGUAAAAGUCUUUGUCUUUUGCUAUGUUCACAGGACCUAGAAAUCUGUUUAUGUACAAUAGUCGAGAUCAUUGUAAAAAAAAAAAUCUGAAGUUUUGUGGGAUAGUGUGAUCUUUAUUGAUUAUGUACUGCUAAUCUGUUGUUCUAGAGAUAUGAAAAUGAGAUGGAGAUCCUGUAGCCCAGGAAUGUAGCUAUUGUAAUCACAGUCCAGCUGCUGUAUUUGCAACGUGGUAUGCCGCCAUCACUGCUUGACAUUAUUUCUUGCAUUAAUGAAGGACUGCCCUUACCCAUGCAUGAGGACAGAGUUGCAUCAAAAUGAUGCUACCAAGCCUCCUGGUUUCCAGAAAGUAUGAGUUCCGAGUUCUGUAUUCUGAGUCACUUUUUGUAAAGUUUACUAAUGUCGUAGCGAAAUGCAGUCAUCUCUAUGGUUUAUUUUUUGACAAGUCGUGUACUCGUGUGUAAUGAUGGCCUUGCCUGUGAUUUACCUCAUAACCUGUUAGAAUCUUCCCUCUUUUCCAGACUUUUAAGUGCUCACUAUUUGACUCACAACAGUACAGUUUGUGAAUGAAAACAAAAGUUGCUUUUUUUCCUAGAUAUUUUUGGCAAAACAUAAUUAUUUUGAGAUUCAUCACUGCUGCUUCUUUAAUACCUUAGCCUUUCUAUUGCUCUACUGUGUUUGUUUUUUAUAAUUACACUACCCAUCGAUCUGUUUUUAUCCAUUCAGCUUUUGAUGGAUGCUUAAGUUGAAUCCUUUCUUGAGCUGUUACAUGUAAGACCACAAUGAAUAAAGGUAUAUUACUCAUUUUGUAUAUGGUUUAUUUCUCUUGAGCCAGUAAUUCAAUAUAUGUAAAUAUUUCCAUUUUUAUGAAAUUGUCAGACUAAUCUAGAUUGAUAUAGACCAAUGGUUGGUUCUCAACCUUUCUAAUGCUGCAACCCUUUAAUAGAGUUCCUCAUGUUGUGGGGACCCCCCAUCUAUAAAAUUAUUUUUGUUGCUAUUUCAUAGUUGUAAUUUUGCUACCGUUAGGAAUUGUAGUGUAACUAUGUGUUUUCUGGUGGUCCUAGGCAACCCUGUGAAAGGGUUGUUCACCUCCAAAGGGGCAUGAUGCACAGUUUUAAGAAUCACUAAUCUGGACAGCUGUUGAACUCACUGUCCACACUCUUGCUAGUGUUUGGUAUGGAUAAUGUGUUUCCUUUGAGCCAUUUGAUCCAUUUAAAUAGAUAUAUAGUAACAUAGAGUAUAGUCUUACUUGCUUUUUUUGUGUUUCAUGAUAUUGAGUAUUGUUAUGUGUUUUUU
Messenger RNA from Chionomys nivalis (European snow vole), 3872 nucleotides. RefSeq names its product zinc finger protein interacting with ribonucleoprotein K-like. The record is from RefSeq and is a predicted model, not a curated record. Gene Ontology annotation, biological process: central nervous system development; regulation of transcription by RNA polymerase II. Lineage: Eukaryota; Metazoa; Chordata; Mammalia; Rodentia; Cricetidae. Gene Ontology annotation, molecular function: RNA polymerase II cis-regulatory region sequence-specific DNA binding; DNA-binding transcription factor activity, RNA polymerase II-specific. Gene Ontology annotation, cellular component: nucleus. Bases 234 to 1631 code for a protein of 465 amino acids. The transcript is spliced from 4 exons.